GGGGACGGUGUACCAGAUGACUACAACUCUCAGAUUGACCAACAGAAUUCCGCAGCCGCCCUCGAGCGCACCGCCUCCAGGACAGAGCCCCUCAAGCCACCCUCUGCCGUCCCCGACCUCUCCUCCCGCAGCUCAGGCUCCUUCGGCCGCAUGUCCUUCAGCUCCAUGAUGGGCGGCCUCACCAGCCUCAGCCUCAGCCGCGGCAGCACCGACGACAAGGAGCGAGGUCGCUCCAUCUCCAGCAGCAAGGCCAAGGGCGACGACAACCAGCGCGCGCGCUCCUCGUCCACUUCCCGCGCACAGGACGCCGAUGCCACCGCCUCCGCGCGCUCCCGUAGCACAUCGCCCUUCCGCCUCCGCCGCCACCGCGCGGCGCGCGACUCCUCCCCCAACAUCGACGCCCUCACCCAGUCCGACGUCGAGUCCGACACCGAGUCCUCGCGCGUGCGCCCGCGCAGCGCGUUCAUCCCCUCCGCGCUCUCGGACGACGAGUCGCAGGGCGACCUCGACUCGGAGAGCGGCUCCGAGGACGACUGGAGCGACGACCAGUUCGACCCCGUCACGGAGCGCAACACGGAGCGCAACGCGCUCGUCGUCCCCGCCGACCUCCCCGACGCGGACGCGCUCGAGAUGCCGGACCCCCUCGGCGAGGGCGUCAACGUGGUCGUGCCACCCGAGCCCUACUUCCCAAGCACGCUCAACCACUCCGGUGGGCGGAACCCCCGCAGGCGCAAGUCCACGCGCCACGAGCCGCUGCCGCUGAACACGUCCCGUCCCGUCUUCCAGCGCGAUCGGUGCACCAUCACGGUCACGAACGGAGACCCCGCGCGUGCGCUCGCGGAGUCAGGAAGGCGCAGCCGGCGGUACAUGGUCGGCAGCGAUAUGAGCGACGAGAGCCGGUAUGCGCUGGAGUGGGCCAUUGGGACGGUGCUGCGAGACGGAGACGAGCUGUUGAUUGUGACGGUCGUGGAGAACGAGAGCAAGAUCGACCCGCCCGUACCUAACGCCGCCGAUCGUGCGGCCAAACUCCGUGCCCAGCAGGAGCGUCAAGGCCUUGCAUAUAUUCUCUGUCGCCAGGCCACGAGCCUCCUCCAGCGCACUCGACUGCAUGUCAGGAUCUCGUGCGAGGCGUGGCAUGCCAAGCAUGCGCGGCACAUGCUGCUGGACAUCAUCGACUUUGUCGAGCCCGUGAUGCUCAUCGUCGGUUCUCGCGGCCUUGGCCAGCUCAAGGGCAUUCUCCUGGGCUCCACCUCGCACUAUCUCAUUCAGAAAUGCUCGGUUCCGGUGAUGGUCGCUCGGCGCCGCCUGAAGCGGCCGCCGCGCCGCUCGGCGCACCUUGCGAAGCACCGUGCGCGCGUCUCGUUGGCGGAGGCGGCAGGCAUCGAACGCGUCACGCCGCGCGUAGACGAGGACGUUGCGCAGAUGCGGGAUGAGAUCGAGCGCGCGGACAAGCAGGAGGGCAUGCGCGGGGCGGAGGACCAAGGAGAGGAUGAUAACGACCCGGACACGGAGGUCGAGGGAGACCCGCCUGCGGGGACGAAGGUUGCAGGCUGA
This is a messenger RNA of Heterobasidion irregulare TC 32-1, 1554 nucleotides long. RefSeq lists its product as uncharacterized. NCBI's taxonomy places the organism in Eukaryota, Fungi, Basidiomycota, Agaricomycetes, Russulales, Bondarzewiaceae. Bases 151 to 1554 code for a protein of 467 amino acids. The transcript has 9 exons. The record is from RefSeq and is a predicted model, not a curated record.